GAGAACAGAGACAAUUGUUGAUGGCAUUAACAACACCUUUGUUUUUCCUACUAUGACAAGUCAAAAUAUCUGCUGUGAAAAAGGCCUUUGACAUUCAAAACUUCACACUGAAUCAAGCGCCAAGGUGACGUAUCUGAACAAAAUUUACUGCUGCUACUGGAAGUGACAGCAGCGUUGGUGCUGCAGGAGCAGAUGCAACAGGUUAAUAUACAGUCACACGACUGAGGAAGGUAUCUAACUGAUAGGAAAAGUCUGUGUGAGAACGGGCAAAUGAAGAUGACCCUUAAAAGUUGGAUACUGGCUUUGUUCCUGCUGAUAAACAGUGGCUCAGAGCCUUCUCACAGUUUAGUGGAGGGAUCGCAAUCAACAUGGAGUUAUGAUUACACCAAAUAUCAUCCCAUGGAUGAGAUAUACAGGUGGAUGGAAGAUGUGGAGCGAGGAAACCCGGAGCUGGUCUCCUCUGCUGUCUAUGGACACACUUUCGAAGGAAGAAAUAUCACAUUGCUAAAGCUGGGACUGGAAAACUCAGAGGGCAGUGACAAGAAGGUGAUAUGGGUGGACUGCGGUAUCCACGCUCGAGAGUGGAUCGCUCCUGCCUUCUGCCAGUGGUUUGUUAAACAGAUCCUCCACUCAUAUAAAACCAAUAAGAAGCUGGAACAGAUGCUGCGGAACCUUGACAUCUAUGUUACUCCUGUAAUUAAUGUGGAUGGAUAUAUAUUCACCUGGGCCAAUGACAGUACGCGUCGGUGGAGAAAGUCUCGUUCCCUCCCUCCCCAAGGAAGCAACUGUUAUGGUGUUGAUCUCAACAGAAACUUUAAUGCCAACUGGGGGACGGUAGGUGUGUCAUUUGACAAUUGUGCAGACACCUACGGUGGGAAAUCACCAGGGUCAGAGCCAGAGGCUAAAGCUGUGAUGGACUUCGUUGGUAGGCUGGUCAACCAGACUCUGUGCUUCCUCACCAUCCACUCUGCUGGGCAACUCAUACUCCUGCCAUAUGGCCACCCCGAGGCCUCUGCACCCAACUACAAUGAACUGGUUACAGUCGGCGAGGCAGCAGCAGCAGAAAUGGAGAAGGUACAUGGAAUGAAGUACACUGUAGGAACAUCUCCCCAAGUCCUUUAUCCAAACUCCGGUUCAAGUCGUGACUGGGCUCGUCUCAUCGGUAUCCCAUUCUCAUAUACCUUUGAGCUGAGAGACAAAGGUCAGUUCAGCCACUUGCUGCCAGAAGAGCAGAUACAGCCGGCCUGCGAGGAGGCGUACACAGGAGCUCUCUCCAUCAUCACAUUUGUUCAUGAUAAGACUUUCACCAACCUCCCUAAUGCUGCUGUCACCACAGUGAUGGGCUUCACCACAGUUUCUGGGGUUGCUAUGACGAUUUGGAGCUCUGUCAUGGCUGGGUUGUUCACUGCAGGGGUCUCUGUGUAA
This is a messenger RNA of Xiphias gladius (swordfish), 1425 nucleotides long. Its product is annotated as carboxypeptidase O-like. Gene Ontology annotation, biological process: proteolysis. Lineage: Eukaryota; Metazoa; Chordata; Actinopteri; Istiophoriformes; Xiphiidae. The transcript is spliced from 12 exons. Gene Ontology annotation, molecular function: zinc ion binding; metallocarboxypeptidase activity. The record is from RefSeq and is a predicted model, not a curated record. Bases 271 to 1425 code for a protein of 384 amino acids.